AUGGUUAAAGUGUUGUGUGUUGCUGAGAAGAACAGCAUCGCGAAAAACGUCGCCCAGAUUCUCUCGGGAGGAAGGUCCACCAUGCGGCCCUCCACCUCCCCCUACAUCAAAAAUUACGACUUCCAAUACGAUUUCCAAUGGCUCAACAUGGGAAGGUGCAAUGUGACGAUGACUGCUGUGGCGGGCCAUCUGAUGAACCUCGCUUUCCCGCAACGCGAAUUCGGCUGGGGCAAGUGCGACCCAAACGCGUUGUUCGAUGCGCCCACCAUUGACGAGAUGGACGACAAGAUCGUCAAGAAUCUCCAGAACGAGGGUCGUCACGCUACACAUUUGAUGAUUUGGACCGAUUGCGAUCGCGAGGGCGAGUGUAUCGGCUGGGAAAUUGUCCAAGCGGUGGGUCGAUCAAACCCUAGACUCGUAUCACAGGGCCAGGGUCAAGGGUACGGCCAGAGCUCAGCCAUAUACAGGGCAGUCUUCUCACAUUUGGAUCCCUCUCAUAUCAUAUACGCGGCAAACAACCCGCGCUCUCUCGACCAGCGACAGGUCGACGCCGUAAGGGCGCGACAAGAGAUCGAUCUACGAGCCGGCCUCGCCUUCACUAGACUCCUCACGGGAAGCUACAGGUCCCUGCUCCAGUCGGACCACGAGUAUAUCCAGCUCGCCAAAAAAUCAGAUAAACCUAUCAUCUCCUAUGGUACUUGUCAGUUCCCAACCCUUGGUUUCGUCGUUGAUAGGUACGAACGUGUUGUCAACUUCGUUCCAGAACAGUUCUGGCACAUUACACUCUCGGUAAAGGAUACAGACGGCUCGGAUAGUAAGGUGAAGUUUCAGUGGGAAAGAGGACAUCUCUUCGAUAGACUCGCAGUGCUUACCAUUUACGAAUCCUGCAUAGAAAAAAGUGAAGAUAAGGCAAAAGUUAUCCACGUCUCGUCAAGAGAAACGAAAAAGUAUAGGCCCCUACCACUUACCACCGUUGAACUCCAAAAGAAUUGCUCCCGUUUCUUCAAAUUAAGCGCUAAGAAAACUUUAGAUGCCGCUGAAAAGUUGUACCAACAGGGCUUCAUCUCUUACCCAAGAACAGAAACAGAUAAGUUUCCAACAAAAACUGACCUUAAGUCUUUGCUAGCCAAACAUAAGGAUCACAGCGAAUGGGGGUCAUACGUUGAAAACCUCUUGGACGAAAACUCACAAAGUACAAACAAAUUUCAGUGGCCCAGAGCAGGUUCUCACGACGAUCAAGCGCAUCCUCCGAUCCAUCCCAUCCUGUGUGUUGACAUAUCUAGAUCAGACAACAGAAUGUCAUCAGAUGAAAAGACAGUUUAUAACUACGUCGUAAAGCAUUUCCUGGCUUGUUGCUCCACUGAUGCAAGAGGCAGAUCUACUACACUUCGGUUGAACUGGGGUGACGAAACGUUCUACGCAAACGGAAUCCAAGUGUUGGAAAGGAACUUUCUCGACAUAUACCAAUGGGCAGAUUGGAAAUCAAACGAUACUUUGCCCGCGUUCCAAAUGAACGAUCAAGUCAUCGUGUCAAAAACAGAAAUGAAAUCAGGCCAAACUUCCCCUCCAAAACAUAUGACAGAAAGUGAGUUGAUUAUGCUCAUGGAUGCCAACGGAAUUGGCACAGAUGCUACUAUUGCAGACCAUAUAGAAAAGAUCAAAUCGAGAAAUUAUAUUAAAGUACAAGCCGGAUCUGGAUCUGGUGCUAAAAAAUCUAAUGCUGUAUUCAUACCCACUUCAUUGGGCCGUUCACUGGUUCAUGGUUUUGAAAAAAUUGGUCUUGAAGAAUCAUUCUCAAAACCUUUCUUAAGAAGAGAUUUGGAACAAGAUCUGCAAAGAAUAUGUGGCGGAAGUAAAGAAAAGAAAGAGGUUGUUUCGAUGAUUAUCGAAAUGUAUAGAAAUUAUUAUCAAAUCACAACUAACCAGAUGGGAAACCUCAUAAAGGUUUACAACGACAUUAAGGCAGAAAGUCAAGCUCAUAUAGCCCAGCGGAAUAGGGCAAGUUAA
Molecule: messenger RNA, 2007 nt
Organism: Kluyveromyces marxianus DMKU3-1042
Lineage: Eukaryota; Fungi; Ascomycota; Saccharomycetes; Saccharomycetales; Saccharomycetaceae
Gene: TOP3
Product: DNA topoisomerase 3
Exons: 1
Coding region: 1-2007 (668 amino acids)
Biological process (GO): DNA topological change
Cellular component (GO): nucleus
Molecular function (GO): DNA topoisomerase type I (single strand cut, ATP-independent) activity; DNA binding
Source: RefSeq, a predicted model, not a curated record